CUCAGACAGGGGGCCGAUGCUGCUCAAGGCGAUGACACAUCAAAACUUAAGAGUCUCGUCACUGGCUGGCUCAGCCGCGAAUUCAAACCCACUCCCCCCGUCGACCCCGAUGACAAAAACUGUUGUGGUUUCAUCAACGAUGUGUGCGGCAGGCUACUCUGCCCAACCGAGCUGGACUGGAACGAUCCAAGAGUCAAAGCAGGGAUAAGGGAUCGUGCAGAUGGCUAUGCCGUGACCAAAAUGUCCUGGCCAGCUUUUUUGUAUGAAAAAUACAUGGCUGAUCAGGACAAUCUAGAGGAGGGCCUCUUCAAGAGCAGUCUUUUGAUUCAGGCAUUCAAGGCUAUAUUCACGUCUCCCUCUUCCGCAAAGGAGGUUACCGGUGAUGGCGAUGGUGAUGCGCAGAUAAUCAAGAUGCAUAAAGUCACACCCUGCUCGAUUGCUUACGUUUCGUGUCAGGUGCUUCUUUUUUUUUCUAUUCUUUGCCUAGCAUUAACAAUACAAUGUAACAAGUUGUGA
Messenger RNA from Suillus bovinus, 516 nucleotides. RefSeq lists its product as uncharacterized. The record is from RefSeq and is a predicted model, not a curated record. The transcript is spliced from 4 exons. Lineage: Eukaryota; Fungi; Basidiomycota; Agaricomycetes; Boletales; Suillaceae. The annotation marks the transcript as partial.